Molecule: messenger RNA, 1139 nt
Organism: Dama dama (fallow deer)
Lineage: Eukaryota; Metazoa; Chordata; Mammalia; Artiodactyla; Cervidae
Gene: RSPH1
Product: radial spoke head component 1
Exons: 9
Coding region: 195-1115 (306 amino acids)
Biological process (GO): spermatid development; axoneme assembly
Cellular component (GO): nucleus; motile cilium
Source: RefSeq, a predicted model, not a curated record
UGCGUCCCGUUGCUAUGACAGCAUCCGAAGGUUAACGGCUACUCCUCCCCUGCCUCCCAGGUUCUCCGCAUGGGCUGGGAGGGAGAGAGCCUGGCCGCGUCUCCAUGGCGACGGCGGACGCGUGGUGCAGGCAGCUGGUACCUACCGACUAGAAAGGCGCAAGCGGCAGCGGGCAUCCAGACUGGGGCGAAGCCAUGUCGGACCUGGGCUCGGAGGAGUUGGAAGAGGAGGGAGAGAAUGAUCUUGGGGAGUAUGAAGGGGAACGGAAUGAGGCAGGUGAACGGCACGGACACGGGAAAGCGAGACUGCCCAAUGGGGACAUAUAUGAAGGGGACUAUGAGCAUGGUAAAAGACAUGGCCAGGGGAUCUACAAAUUUAAAAAUGGUGCUCGGUACAUCGGAGAAUAUGUUAGAAACAAAAAGCAUGGCCAAGGCACGUUCAUCUACCCAGAUGGAUCGAGAUAUGAAGGUGAGUGGGCAGACGACCUGCGGCAUGGCCACGGCGUGUACUACUACGUCAACAAUGACACCUACACCGGAGAAUGGUUUGCCCACCAAAGGCACGGGCAGGGCACCUACUUCUAUGCAGAGACGGGCAGCAAGUACGUGGGUGCCUGGGUGAACGGCCAACAGGAGGGUGCAGCUGAGCUCAUCCACCUGAACCACAGGUACCAGGGCAAGUUCUUGAACAAAAACCCUGUUGGCCCUGGAAAAUACGUUUUUGAUAUUGGAUGUGAACAGCACGGGGAGUAUCGCUUGACUGACGUGGAAAGAGGAGAAGAGGAGGAAGAGGAGGAGACACUGAUAACUGUCGUUCCGAAAUGGAAAGCCACCAAAAUCACAGAGUUGGCUUUGUGGACCCCGACCCUCCCCCAGGAGCAGCCCGCUGCAAACAGACCAGGCCAGGAGGAGGCCUCAGGAGCUGAGGGUGGGGGCGAGAUGGUGGAGGAGGUCCAGCCUCUGACCGAUGUGUCAGAGGGGGAGUUAGAGUCGAUGCGGCCUGGAGAUGAGGAGGGAGACGCCAGCAGAGAGGACCGAGAGGAAUAUGAUGGCUUGGACCAGGGAAACGUUAGUUUUGAAGAAGAGGAAGGCAGACAGUCAGAACUGCUAGAAUAAGAAGCAAAGCCAGGAUGGUAGGAG